AUGAAGACGUUUCCUCCCUCCGACACCUUUUACUGGUACAAGAAUGAAGACGUUUCCUCGUACCGAAGUGGCUUGGAGCUGUGGAACCAUCAUCAUCAUCAUCACCAACCGGAACACGACCUCAUACCUCAAGCAAGAUCUUUACAGCUUCGCGGCUGCUCUAGGAGUGGGUCCAACCACCGUGUCCGACGAUCAGUCACCCUCGAGAUCGGCCUUCCUGGUGACGGCGUCGGCCGUGGGGAGCGGAGCAGCAAGUGGAGCAGGACAUGCUGCAAGAGCCGUGGCUUCGAUUGCCAAACCCAUGUGAAGAGCACUUGGGUUCCCGCUUCCAAGCGCCGCGAGAGGCACCAACAACUCUCCUCUAUCCAACAACAGCUUCUUGCUGCUGAUGUUCCCAAGCGCCAAAGAGAUCAUGCCUGGUGGCUGGCAGCAGCAGAGGAGGAAGACGAAAGAUGA
Molecule: messenger RNA, 456 nt
Organism: Arachis duranensis
Lineage: Eukaryota; Viridiplantae; Streptophyta; Magnoliopsida; Fabales; Fabaceae
Product: protein EXPRESSION OF TERPENOIDS 1-like
Exons: 2
Coding region: 1-456 (151 amino acids)
Biological process (GO): positive regulation of DNA-templated transcription
Cellular component (GO): nucleus
Molecular function (GO): DNA binding; DNA-binding transcription factor activity
Source: RefSeq, a predicted model, not a curated record